Messenger RNA from Owenia fusiformis, 1304 nucleotides. The record is from the annotation of a GenBank genome assembly. Lineage: Eukaryota; Metazoa; Annelida; Polychaeta; Sabellida; Oweniidae.
AUGCGAGGAAGGAAGGAAGCAAAGAAGGAAGGAAGCAAGAAAAGAAGAGUCGGAGAAGAAAGGAAGGUAGGAAGCGAGGAAGGAAAGAAGCAAGGAAGGAAGGAAGCGAGGAAGGAAAGAAGCGAGGAAGCAAGGAAGGAAGGAAGCGAGGAAGCAAGGAGGGAAAGAAGCAAGGGAGGGAGGAAGCAAGGAAAGGAGGAAGCAAGGAAGGAAGGAUGCGAGGAAGGAAGUAAGCGAGGAAGCAAUGAAGGAAGGAAGCAAGGAAGGAACGAAGCGAGGAAGGAAGGAUGCAAGGAAGCGAAGAAGGAAGGAAGUGAGGAAGCAAGGAAGGGAGGAUGCAAGAAACGAAGGAAGGAAGCAAGGAUGGAAGGAAGGAAGCGAGGAAGGAAGGAUGCAAGAAUGCGAGGAAGCAAGGAAGGAAGGAAGCGAGGAAGGAAGCGAGAAGGGAAUAUCGACUUGUACUCAAAGAUGGAACAGAGGGGACAGUUGCAAUACAGAGAAUACAGAAUAUCUUAUAUUACUUCAAAUUAUGAAAAUGAGGUUGAAUGUUUAACAUUUCGUCCGAUCUAAUACUCAUCACAUUUCUCAGAUGAUCUUUCUUAUUCUGUAAAAUGGCAUGGAAAUAUGAUACUGCAGUUUUCCAUAACAAUGUAUCAUAAUAUGAACUAUAUUAAACAGUUGUGUUUGCUGUUAUUGAGAAUUGUAUUGACAAAUAAUGUAUUCAUCAAACUGGGUACAAUAGUGGACGAAGGUGGGUACGAAAGUGGGAGAUUUUCAGGGUAUAAUCGGGAUUCACUCCAUUUUUGAGAGACACUUGCUCCUGUUUUCAGCGGGAACUCCUCAUGUUUUCAGCGGGUCCUCCUCCUGAUUUCAGCGGGAUCUUUGCUUAAUUGCUCCUGCUAGAAGCGGGGCCUUGAGGGAUAUGAUCAAAUUUAAAUAUAAAAUGUUCUGUAAAGCUUUAGGAAGUGAAACUCGGUACAUCUUUAUUUCAUAUCACUAUCGUUAUUUCAACCACAGGACAACAUCGUUCUUCACCAAUAACGUAUAGAAAUAUAUAGAUAAAGAUUCAAAAAGAUACUUUCUCUCUUCAAUUGACAAAUAACGAACCACAGAACGACCGCUCGUGAUACAUUUUUUCCAGCAGUUGCUUUUUUAGUCUCAAUACCAUGUAAUCAUUGGGAAAAAUUAAAAGAAAACGUUUUGUAAAUCAUACAAUUCAAGAACACAAAAAAGAACCCAUGACUUCUUUUUAUUCCUCGCGAUUUCAGCGGGAACUUGCUCGCGAUUUUUAAAUCAUAGCGGGG